UUGUGAAAAGGUGGCGCGGAGCAAUUAGACGCAAGUGCUUCUCUCUGUCUUUCUGCUGACUGCAGCUCAGAGGAGGACUGGAAACUGAAAGUUGUUGGCACAACUUCAUGCGUGAUUUUUUGAAGCGGAUUCCUCACUUGGAGAUCUUGGACUGAACCGGCUGCUCACUGAAUAUGCGUCGUCACAUCUGGCGUUCACGCUUUUAUUUCCACAGAAUCCGUUUUUAAGCUCAUAUUAAAGGAAAACGAGACACAAAAAAAGUGUGUAAAUGUGAAUAUUUAUCAGUUUCUUCUUUUUGUUGUUGUUAAAGUAUUAUUGUGUUGCCUCCACUUUCUCCUGAGGGGCCUUAUUCAUUAGUGAGCACAAUCUACUUCAUCAGGUUACACGCGCGGAGCUACGUGACUCCACUCAUUCUCCGCGCUACUAAACCGGGAGCAGAUGACUUGGAAAAUCCCUGGCAGCGAGUUUUUUUCUGUUUGCUUCUGUUUCUGAGUAUUUUGGGACUUUUGUUGGAUUUUUUUUUUCCGCCACUAUCUCCAUCGGGAGCCAUCGCCACUCUCCACGCACAGACGUCACGUCACGAAAUGUUACUGGGUUUUGUCAUCGGGACUGUGGUGGCGCUUUAUCUGCAGUUCUCACCUGCACAGAGUCUUCCCUUGGCAAGUAUAAACAGUACAAUGGAAGUGCUUGUGUUUGAAAAAGUUUGGGGUCGCAGCUUUUGCCGCACCAUUGAGAAGCUGGUGGAGGUGGUGCAGGAAUACCCAUCGGAGGUGGAGCACAUCUACAGCCCCUCCUGCGUUCCCCUGGUGAGGUGCGCUGGCUGUUGCGGAGAUGAGAACCUGGAGUGUCAUCCCACUCAAACCACAAACGUUACCAUGCAGCUUUUGAAAAUCCGGCCAUCAGAACAAGGUCAAGAAUAUGUUGAGAUGACGUUUGUGGAGCAUCAAACAUGUGAAUGUAGAAUCAGGAAACCUGUUGUGAAGGUUCCAAAGAAAAGGCGAAGAGGAAGGAAG
Messenger RNA from Pundamilia nyererei, 1013 nucleotides. RefSeq names its product placental growth factor b (gene pgfb). The transcript is spliced from 6 exons. The record is from RefSeq and is a predicted model, not a curated record. Lineage: Eukaryota; Metazoa; Chordata; Actinopteri; Cichliformes; Cichlidae. Gene Ontology annotation, molecular function: vascular endothelial growth factor receptor binding; growth factor activity; chemoattractant activity. Gene Ontology annotation, cellular component: membrane. Gene Ontology annotation, biological process: positive regulation of angiogenesis; response to hypoxia; induction of positive chemotaxis. The annotation marks the transcript as partial.